Pocillopora damicornis (cauliflower coral) is the source of this 959-nucleotide messenger RNA. RefSeq names its product golgin subfamily A member 7. Gene Ontology annotation, cellular component: palmitoyltransferase complex. The record is from RefSeq and is a predicted model, not a curated record. NCBI's taxonomy places the organism in Eukaryota, Metazoa, Cnidaria, Anthozoa, Scleractinia, Pocilloporidae. Gene Ontology annotation, biological process: protein targeting to membrane; peptidyl-L-cysteine S-palmitoylation.
UUAUUCCGAUAGCUUUGAACGGGGAAGGCCUGGUAGCAAGGCUGCUCUUUGACAAGAAGAAGUCAACAUGGCGACGGCUCAGGUGUCCACCGACGAUCCCUCAAAACGAAAUGUUAAAGUUUUCAUCCAGAGGGACUACUCGCGCGGAACUGCAUGUCGCUUUCAAAAUAAGUUUCCACCUGAAUUAGAAGGAAAGCUUGAGCGGAGUCAGUUUGAGCAAACAGUCAACCACAUCAAUGAAAUCUUUGAUGAAGCUGAAAAAGUUGGACCUAGAACCUACCUGGAGGGAUGUUUGGGUUGUGUUACUGCUUAUCUUAUUUUCAUGUGCAUACAAACUCAAUACAAUAAGUGUUUAAAGAGACUAGCAGAUUACAUAAAUGAACAGAACCAAAGUGUGUUUAUUCCAAGGGGACUAAUGAUCACCAACCCCAUGGACAGGGGACUUCGAGUUAUUGAAAUUGUGGUUGUCAGCUCAUCAGAUCAGAGGUGACCUAUUAAGCAAUGUGUGAUUUCUUGCACUUUGAAUCUUCUAAAGCUCAACAUCCUGGUGGUGUUAAAAAUUGCAUUAUCUUGAAGGCUGAGAUACAGUCAAGGACCUAAAUCACUUCUGUUCCUUUAUUUUUUAGGGCAUAGUCGCUAAAAUCUUUACAAACUUUGCCAAUGUUUGCAUGCAAUAGCAAUAUUUUAUUUAGCUUUUUGUACAUUGAAAUGAAUUAUGAUCAUAUUAUGAUUUUUGAUCAUUAAAUAUGUUAAUUAAAUGAGUUUACUUUCAAUUAGGUGCACUGAAAAUUUCAAGUUACACUCAACUUUUCUCUAGGCAAUUUAUUCUCUGAGCGAUUUAAGUCUAGUGAAUGAUCAUUAUUGUGCAUAUGGUUAAACAGUAGAAAUUCGAUAGAUGUGGAGUGUAAGAUAAUGGAACUCUGCUGUACAUUACUUAUGAUAAAUAACAUUUUAAAGGU